AUGCCAUCCCCGUGUUGCACAACUGUCGUUAACCCUAUCACCAAUGAGCGUAAGCAAUACUACUUUGAUGAUUGUGUAUGGUCUUGUAAUCCCAAAGAUGAGAACUACAUGGACAAUAAGCAAUUCUACAAUAAAUCAGGACCAGACUUGCUAACACACUUGUUUGAAGGGUUCAAUGUUUGUUUACUCGCUUACGGACAGACAAGCUCAGGUAAGACAUAUACAAUGAUGGGCGAAGACGAGCUGCCUGGCGUUAUUCCGUCCUUGAUAAAGGACAUUCUCAAGCAGAUGGAAAUCUCUGUAAGCCAAAAAGUUCAAUGCGAGUUGAGAUUUUCUUAUGUCGAAAUUUACAACGAGCAGGUCAUGGACCUACUCAACAAAGACCAAAAUGUAAAGUGUCGAGUUCGUGAAAACCCUCAAACAGGUCCAUAUGUUGAGAACGUAAAGGAGGCCAUAGUCUCUAGCUACGAGCAGUUUUUGGAACUUUUAAAGUUGGGCAACAAGGUGAGGUCCACUGCUUCAACCUUGAUGAAUGAGCUCAGUUCAAGAUCCCAUGCUGUUAUAACGUUGACGCUAUUGCAAACAAGAUACGAAAAUGAAGCUGAAGGUGGCAUAGGGAACGCAAGUGAGCAAAUGACUUCAAACAUCAAAUUAGUCGACUUGGCUGGUUCAGAGAGGUUAGCCAAGACAAAGUUGUAUGGCCAACAACAGCGAAUGAAAGAAGGAGCACUGAUUAAUAAGUCUUUAACUGUUUUGGGUCGCUGUAUCAACUUGUUGGCACAAAAGAGCACCAAGUCAAUAAUACCUUACAGGGACUCGAUCUUGACAUACCUUUUGAAGGAAAACCUUGGUGGUAAUUGUAAAACUUGUAUGCUAUUUUGCAUAUCUCCAUUGGAUUACGAUGAAACAACGCAAACGCUCACCUAUGCAAGUGAGGUCAAGAAAAUCAAGACUUUGGCCAAAGCGAAUAGAACAAAGUUGCCAACUGUGCCGGUCAAUUGGGACGAAUUAAAGAACUCAGAAAACAGCGUAAUUGAUUCACUCCGGAGUGAAGUUGAGACAUUGACAAAUAAAUUGACAAGAUUGGAGUUGGAGAAGGAUAACCUUUCUUCUAAACUGGAGCUGACAUUGGUAGAACAGGAAGAAACUUCCAAUGUUAAACGUUUGAUGGAGUAUCUUGAGAAGGAGUCGGCAAGAGCAAAAUUUGAGAAUAGAUACUUGAAACAACACUUGGCAAAAAGGGACAAACAGAUUACGGAACUACAAAGCCAAGUCGAUUUUAUAUACCGCUUUGAAAAAACAAAAGUACUUCUAAAUAUAAAUCUUCCACCUACCGGACAUCAAGGGAUCACGUCAGAAAUGGAUACAUUGUUCCACUCUUCUGUCCAGGAAGCAGUACAACUUACUAUCCAGAACCACAAACCUUUAUUUGUGUUUUUAGCGCUGCUGGAGAGCACAACCAAUGAUACUUUCUUGAAUAAAUUUAUCGGAGAACAAACAGUUUCACGGUUGCGUGAAAAGACAGUGCCUUUAAAAUUAGUACAGGGCAGUAUCGAGUUUGGUUACUUUGAGCAACUUUUCAAGAACUUGAUUGUGCCCAGCUUCUACAUUGUGCUGCAGGGGAAACUUCAAACAGUGGUCACACUCGACUUUUCAAAUGACAACUUUGAUAGGUGCAUAGCUCAGCUUUCAGCAGGGCAUAAUGACUCAGGCAACACGUCUCUGUCUACUGCUACUAAUACUACUACUACCACUACCACCACUACUCCUUCCUUGACAACUUCCUCGCAAAUGCCACCCACUGCUCAAACUUCCACUGGUGAUAGGCUGGUACCACAUCCAUCGAGUGCUCAUACCACUGGUAGCCAAAUGUCAACAAAUGCACAUCCUACUACUGACGAUGAGCAUGAGCAAUCGGUUCUAAGGCACAGGAGAGUGGUUGAGCAGCAAAGACAAGAAAAGCUAGCGGAGAAGCAACGCUUGAGAGAAUUAGUGGAAGCUGAUAGGAGAGAAAGGCAAAGCAGAGAACGUGAGGAGAAGGAAAGUGUAGUUGACGGUGUGAGUCCUGUCUUGCAAGGGUCAUCCAGAAAGCUGGGACAUACUAAUUGCCUUUUGGCGAUCAAAUUAUUUAAUGGGAGCACCAUCAAACAGGAUUUCAAACCAGAUGAUACACUAGUCACUGUGCGCGCCUACCUCGACGAAGAGGUGAAAAUCAUACCUUCCACCAGUAACAUGCCCUCGUUUGCCAGCACGACGUACCCUACAGGAUAUUCCUUCCACAGGCCUAGUUUACCCCGCAUUACCUAUUCCGAGGAGCAGGAAUCCCAGUCAUUGGCUGAUCUUGACUUGACACCCAGAUCUAUAUUGAUUCUUAAGCCAACGUAUGAUCAGACACAAUCCAACAAAAAGGAGUCUCGAAACGCCAAGGUGGGAGUAAUCCGAAGCGUUUAUAAUUUUGUUAUGGGAAUAGGAAGGGCAUUAUACUCAUUCUUUGAUUAUGGUGUGGACGAUGUUCAGAGACAAAUUAGCACAGAAUCACCAGCAGCCCCACACCAAGAGGAUGAAAUUUUAGACCUUCACCAACCGAUCGCACCGGGUGUGCUAUCACUUGGGGAUAGAGGAUUGUCGUCUUCGCUAAUAAGCCUUGAAAGGGAUGAGGCGACCCCUCUAGAAUCUCGAGCUUCAAGUCCCAGGCCCACGUUGAGUCGAGUUCAAACCAUUCACGAUGAGGUCAGAGAUACCUUGCGAGAUACGUAUAAUGGUAACAGCAUCAACCUCAGAGAUGAUGACCAAGAUACAUAG
Molecule: messenger RNA, 2802 nt
Organism: Lodderomyces theae
Lineage: Eukaryota; Fungi; Ascomycota; Pichiomycetes; Serinales; Debaryomycetaceae
Exons: 2
Coding region: 1-2802 (933 amino acids)
Biological process (GO): microtubule-based movement
Cellular component (GO): kinesin complex; microtubule
Molecular function (GO): ATP binding; microtubule binding; microtubule motor activity
Source: RefSeq, a predicted model, not a curated record